ACACGGAUAGACUGAAGAGCAUCUGCGCCUCCUGCAUCAUUUAGCCUACAUCAGAUUGUGUAUGAGCUGUACUUAUAUGUACAAACCAUCGAAUAUAAACCGCCUGCAAGACGAAACAUUUUUCAUCAACAUCAUUUCCUUUUGAUUCGUUAUAAGGAAACCUGUAUUGUGAAAAUGAGAAGAUAAAUAUUUCAUCAACCCACACUUUCCUCUAUAUAUUUACUAAAUCCCACUCUUUGAUCUACUUUUGUACAUUUGACCUCAACUUGCCCUGCCCAAACGGAUUUCCUAGAAUCUCUCCCUCCCCAUUGCUAAAAAAGACAUUUUCAAAUGCCCAAAAACAGCAAAACCGUCAAGAGAGAGAUUGACGAUGACGAAGUUACGGAAUCUGUCAAAGAUUUGCUCUCCAAUGAAGAUAACUGUGAGGACUCUUUCAAGAAGAGCUCUCUAAUGGUAGGAGAUGUUCCACAGAAUAAGGAGCGGGAUGUUGAGGAGGGCUCAGAGGAGGAGGAGGAGGAAGAGGAAGAGGAAGAACGACCUGCCUGGAGCAGCAAGCUCCAGUACAUCCUUGCACAAGUGGGCUUCUCAGUGGGCCUGGGCAACGUCUGGAGGUUCCCAUAUUUGUGCCAGAAAAAUGGUGGCGGAGCGUAUCUGGUUCCCUACCUCAUUCUGCUGGUGGUGAUAGGGAUUCCCCUCUUCUUCCUGGAACUAGCAGUGGGCCAGCGCAUCCGAAGAGGAAGUAUUGGGGUGUGGAACUACAUCAGCCCACGUCUGGGUGGCAUCGGCUUCGCCAGCUGUUUGGUGUGCUUUUUUGUGGCUCUUUACUACAAUGUCAUCAUCAGUUGGAGUCUCUUCUACUUCUCACAAUCCUUCCAACAGCCUCUUCCUUGGCACGAGUGUCCCCUGGUCAAAAACAAAACUAAUACAUAUGUCGAACCAGAGUGUGAGAAAAGUUCAGCCACUACAUACUACUGGUAUCGUGUGGCCUUGGACAUCUCUGAUUCCAUCUCUGAUGGUGGAGGACUUAACUGGAAGAUGACUUUGUGCCUGUUGGCUGCUUGGACCAUGGUGUGUCUUGCUAUGAUGAAGGGUAUCCAGUCUUCUGGAAAGGUGAUGUACUUCAGCUCUCUGUUCCCGUAUGUUGUGCUUAUUUGUUUCUUGGCCCGUGCUUUCCUGCUCAAGGGUUCUGUUGACGGCAUCAUCCACAUGUUUACACCAAAGCUGGAAAUCAUGCUGGAACCCAAAGUGUGGCGUGAAGCUGCCACACAGGUCUUUUUUGCUCUGGGUCUUGGUUUCGGUGGUGUUAUCGCCUUCUCCAGCUACAACAAGCGAGACAACAACUGCCAUUUCGACGCUGUGCUGGUCUCCUUCAUUAACUUCUUUACCUCAGUGUUGGCCACCCUGGUUGUGUUCGCUGUACUGGGCUUCAAAGCUAACAUCAUGAAUGUCAAAUGUGUGGAAAUGAACACAAAGAAGAUUGUUGGUUUCCUUGGAAAAGAAAUCAAUCCAAGCUUGAUCCCACACCAUAUUAACUUCAGUAAUGUUAGCCCUGAGGACUACCAGCAAAUGACCAACAUUAUCCGGGGCGUGAUGGAAAACGAUUACCCACGCCUAGGUUUAGAUAGCUGCGACAUCAAAGAAGAGCUGAACAAGGCUGUGCAGGGCACAGGCUUGGCCUUCAUCGCCUUCACUGAAGCCAUGACCCAUUUCCCAGCCUCGCCCUUUUGGUCUGUCAUGUUCUUCCUAAUGUUGGUCAAUCUGGGGCUGGGCAGCAUGUUUGGCACUAUCCAGGGCAUCCUCACCCCCAUUGUGGACACCUUCAAAGUACGAAAGGAAUACCUCACAGUUGGUUGCUGUGUACUUGCCUUCUUUAUUGGUUUAAUAUUUGUCCAGCGAUCUGGAAACUACUUUGUAGCCAUGUUUGAUGACUAUUCUGCUACUCUGCCUCUCCUCAUCGUUGUUCUCCUGGAGAACAUUGCUGUGGCCUGGGUUUACGGCACCGACAAGUUCUUUGAGGAUCUAAAGGACAUGCUUGGUUUCACUCCAUACCGCUAUUAUUACUAUAUGUGGAAGUUUAUCACACCAGUGCUGCUGCUGGGUCUUCUGGCCGCAAGCAUUAUUCAGCUGGGACUGUCGCCACCAAGCUACAGCGCAUGGAACCAGCAACUGGCUCAAGAACAGUCUCUCAGCUAUCCGCCCUGGGGCCUGGCUGUCUGCAUCUCACUGGUGGUUACCGCCAUCCUCCCUGUGCCUGUGGUUUUUAUUCUGCGCUGUCUGAACAUCAUUGACGAGAAUGCAGGAGGGCUGUCUACUGUCUCCUAUAAAAAAGGCCGCAUUAUAAAAGACACUGCUUGUAGGAACAGAGAAGACGAUGAAGAUGACGCAAGUCUUCUCAAUGCGAAGACGCCGAGCGAAGCCCCGUCGCCCAUGCCAGCCAAUUACCGGAAGCAGAGCGGACCUGCUUCGGGCGCAGACGUCAUGCUCAACGGUAGCUGCAGCACUGGAUACGUAAUGCCGAAUAUUACAGACAUUCCGGACAUGCCUGAAUCUGAUUUGUGAGGACCUGUUUAGCCUCACCUGUAACUGUGAGGACCAGUAUCAUUUCAUUUGCCCUGUAAGAACCUCUUCGUCGAGUUCCAGACCUUGUCAAUCACAAUUCAUUGAGUGGGAAUGGAAACAGACAGCGUUCUCCUAUAGACCUCUUCUAACAGCCAUCUUCAUUUCACACUGGUCCAGUUCACAAGUUUCAACAUUUCUAAUUGUAUUAUAUGUGUAGCUAGCACUAACGCCCCCUACUCCCAUCCCAACCCAUUGCCCCAACUGUUGCACGCACUUACCCCCCCUCUGUGGGGGCAUGUAGACCCCUGGUUUAUGCUCUACUGUAGAAUGGCUAUUUGUACAAACAGAUUAUGUUGCAAGUCAGGGCAGUUAAGGUCCUUGCACACCGAGUCCGAAAUUUUCAUAUGCGUUUUUCGUAUUCGUCAUCCUUUCCUAUUAAAAUGCGUGUUACGGAUGCGAAAACACAGAAAAUCAAACCUGAUCCAAAUUUUUUUAUGAUGGAUGAAAGUUUCGGAGGCAGUGUGUAAAUGUGAUCGACACAAUGUGAGGUCAUAUUUAUUUUUUAACGUGCAAACAAUUUAGACGAAAAUUUUGGACUCGUUGUGCAAUGAUCUUUACUGUCCACAAAAAUCGAGAUUAGAAGCAGUUUAGCAGCUUUGGAAAAGUCUAGAAUGUAAAUGUAUGCGUAAAAAGUGGAAAACAUGCAAUACUUUUUCUUUUGGAUGUAGUUUAAUCAUUGUAUAUCGGUGUAUGGAUUGCAUUUAAUACAACCCUAACUCAUUGUUCGCAAAUGUGUGCCUAAUUCAUUCUAAAAAUGUUAAUAGAAUACAAGGCGUGAAUGUUGUACAUUUAAGGUAUUCUGUAAAUAUAUUACGAAUAAAUUUAUUCAAAUAUAGUUUGGAAUACAGAUCAUGUUUUUGGUAAGAAGUGCUCAAAAAUCCAGUACGCUGACUUUUUUGUUUGUUUGUUUGAUUGUAUGUUUGCUGAUGUGUUAUCAUUGUAAGGAGUCUUGAGACUCUUCCCUCUUCCUGUAAAUAUUUUUUCAUGAAUUUGCUCAAUGACGCAGUAUUUCCUUUCUCAAUAUUGAGAUUAAAAGAUAAAAAGA
Messenger RNA from Onychostoma macrolepis, 3664 nucleotides. RefSeq names its product solute carrier family 6 member 15 (gene slc6a15). Gene Ontology annotation, molecular function: proline:sodium symporter activity. Bases 331 to 2559 code for a protein of 742 amino acids. Lineage: Eukaryota; Metazoa; Chordata; Actinopteri; Cypriniformes; Cyprinidae. The record is from RefSeq and is a predicted model, not a curated record. The transcript is spliced from 12 exons. Gene Ontology annotation, cellular component: membrane. Gene Ontology annotation, biological process: L-leucine transport; sodium ion transmembrane transport.